Messenger RNA from Penicillium daleae, 1062 nucleotides. RefSeq names its product class I SAM-dependent methyltransferase. Bases 1 to 1062 code for a protein of 353 amino acids. Lineage: Eukaryota; Fungi; Ascomycota; Eurotiomycetes; Eurotiales; Aspergillaceae. The transcript has 11 exons. The record is from RefSeq and is a predicted model, not a curated record. Gene Ontology annotation, molecular function: methyltransferase activity.
AUGGCUGCCGAGAUCGCAGUUGAUAACGACUACUACACCCUUGAGAAAACGGUGGCUGCAGACGAUGAUUGGAAGUCCGAUACGACCUCACUGGCCUCAGAGGUUGCCAGGGGUCGCCUGGAAAAUGGACGUAGAUAUCAAUCGCUGAAGUCGGAGGAGUACUGGAGCCCGUCGGAUGACCAGCAAUUCGAGGCCUAUGAGACUGGUCAUCUCGUGGCAAUUCUGCUGGAUUAUCAUCAGCGUAAUAUGCUGCACCGGGCUCCUCUGAAAGACCCGAAGAAUAUCCUCGACGUGGGAACUGGCAAAGGUAGCUGGGCUAUCGAUAUGGCGGAUACCUAUCCUAGUGCUACCGUCCGUGGAGUUGAUCUGUCUCCCCCUCCGGUCACCUGGAUGCCUCCAAAUUGUGUAUUUGAGCUGGACGACCUCUUGCAAGAGUGGACCUGGUCCGAGCCAUUCGAUUUUAUUUAUUUGCGCCAUAUGCUGGGAUCGUUCGAUGAGGAGGGGUGGAACACACUGUAUAAGCGCUGCUACGACAACCUUGCACCCGGUGGUUGGAUCGAAGAAUUUGAACUCGAUAUCAGUGUCAAGACCGAUGACAAUUCUUUGGCAGAGGAUUCGGAGCUGGCAAAAUGGGGAGAAAACUUUAAGGGCUGCUCUGAACGAGCCGGGCGUUCCUUGACCGUCCAAGAAACCAUGCGAUCGAAGAUUGAGAAAGCCGGUUUCAUCGACGUGCAUGAGCAGGUGUACAAGGUUCCUAUUGGGCCUUGGGCUAAAGAUAAAGUGUAUAAGGAGGUUGGACAGCUCAAUUACCACCACUGGGUGACGGGUAUGGAGGGAUAUGCCAUGUGGUUGCUCACUAAAUUUGGUGCUCCCAGUCCUUGGACACCUGAUGAGGUGCAGGUUUAUCUCGCGAAGGUUCGGGCAGAAAUGAAAAACCCCCAUAUUCAUGGCUGGCAUUACGGGCGAAAGGUCUGGGCCAGGAAGCCCAGAGCUGAUGAGCUUGGUACGAGGCCUAAGGAGGAGCCCGAGGAGACUGUGAUCAAGCCCGAACCGUCCCCGUGA